Molecule: messenger RNA, 1722 nt
Organism: Eurypyga helias (sunbittern)
Lineage: Eukaryota; Metazoa; Chordata; Aves; Eurypygiformes; Eurypygidae
Gene: ARHGAP24
Product: Rho GTPase activating protein 24
Exons: 6
Coding region: 1-1722 (573 amino acids)
Biological process (GO): negative regulation of Rac protein signal transduction; wound healing, spreading of epidermal cells; negative regulation of ruffle assembly
Cellular component (GO): focal adhesion
Molecular function (GO): GTPase activator activity
Source: RefSeq, a predicted model, not a curated record
AUGCCUGAAGACAGAAAUGCUGGCGUCCGCAGCCCAGGUGCCUUAGCAGCAGCUCCUUUCAUUCCUAAAACUACCUAUAGGAGAAUUAAGCGGUGUUUUAGUUUCCGUAAAGGUAUUUUUGGGCAGAAGCUGGAAGACACUGUUCGAUAUGAAAAGCGAUAUGGGAACCGCCUGGCUCCUAUGUUGGUGGAGCAGUGCGUGGAUUUUAUCCGACAGCGGGGGCUGAAGGAAGAAGGCCUCUUCCGACUGCCUGGGCAGGCUAAUCUUGUCAAGGAGCUACAGGAUGCAUUUGACUGUGGAGAGAAGCCGUCUUUUGACAGCAAUACAGAUGUGCACACCGUGGCAUCACUGCUUAAGCUGUACCUAAGGGAACUCCCAGAACCAGUCAUACCGUAUGCAAAAUACGAAGAUUUUCUUUCCCAUGCCAAAAUGCUCAGCAAAGAGGAAGAAACGGGCCUGAAAGAACUGGUGAAGCAAGUGAAGAGCCUGCCAACUGUCAACUAUAAUCUGCUGAGGUAUAUCUGUAGGUUCCUUGAUGAAGUCCAGUCUUAUUCAGGUGUAAACAAGAUGAGUGUGCAAAAUCUGGCUACCGUUUUUGGCCCCAACAUCCUUCGCCCCAAAGUGGAAGAUCCUCUGACUAUCAUGGAGGGUACAGUAGUAGUCCAGCAGCUAAUGUCAGUGAUGAUUAGCAAACAUGAAGAGCUCUUUCCCAAGGAUGCUGACUCUCAGAUGGGACCUGAGGUUUGCCACAACAACAAUGAAAUACCAAAGAAAGCUAUCGUGGGGCAGCUACAGAACAAAGAGAACAACAACACCAAGGAGAUGGCAGUGAGGCGCUGCUCUUGGGACAAACCUGAGUCUCCCCAAAGGGGAAGCAUGGACAGUGAGUCUCCAACUGCUCUGCCAGGAAGCAAGACAAAUAGCCCCAGGAACAGCAUCCAGAAAUUAGAUGUCACCAGAAGUCCACCACUCAUGGUGAAAAAAAAUCCUGCUUUUAAUAAAGGCAGUGGCAUAGUCACCAAUGGGUCCUUCAGCAGCUCUGUGGAGGGCCCUGAGAAGAGCCAGACCUUACCAAACUGUACCCUGCAAACCCGGAGAACGUCAUCCCUGAAAGGAGCGGUGACGAAGAUGGGCACACACAGCGUGCAGAACGGGAGUGUGCGGAUGGGUGUUUCGAGCACAGACGGGCAGAGCAACACCCUCAGCAGCCGGACCCCGGGCUGGGUGCCCAAUGGCUACGUCACACUGAGGGACAGCAAGCAGAAGGACUCGGUGAGUGAGUCGGGCCAGCACAACAGGCUUUCCACCUACGACAAUGUCCACCAGCAGUUCUCGAUGGUGAACUCUGAUGACAAACAGAGCGUGGACAGUGCCACUUGGUCAACUUCCUCUUGUGAAAUAUCUCUCCCUGAGCACUCCAACUCCUGUCGUUCAUCCACCACCACCUGCCCUGAGCAGGACUUUUAUGCGGGUAACUUUGAAGACUCUGUGCUGGAUGGACCACCACAUGAAGACCUCUCUAACCCAGACGACUAUGAGAACAAAAGUGACAUAAGGAGUGUGGGCGGCCACAGCAGCCGAGCCACCAGCAGCAGUGAUAACAGUGAGACGUUUGUGGCCAACAGUACCAACAAUCACAGUGCUUUGCACAGCCUGGUGUCCAGCUUGAAGCAAGAGAUGGCCAAGCAAAAACUAGAGUAUGAGACAAGGAUAAAAAGGUAA